UUGCCCCGGCAUGAGGAGGCUCCGGGUCAGUUGGAGACUCCAAGUCAUGACAGCCCACAACUUGGCGGAGACCCGCAGUCCGAGCCUGAGUCUGAGCUAGAAGAUCAUGAUGAAGUCCCUCCACAUCACGGAGACUUUGGGCCUGGAUUUCGACAGAACCCGUUGGUUGACAAUGACUAUACGUUUGCAAAAGCAGGUGGGAAGUAUUGGUACAUGGGACCAACAUCAUCAUGGUCCUUCUGUCGCCGAGUCCUAGCCCUACUAGGGAAAAGAAUCCCAGAAGCAGCUCCAGAUCCAUGGCAUCUGCCUCACGAAGGCGCAUUCCGAAUGCAAUGGAAGCCCCUCGGCAUCAACGAAGAGCCCGACGUAUCGAACCUUCCUCCACUAGACUACGCCAUGUUCCUCUUCAACACGGCCAAGUAUUAUCUCGGCGCCGUGUUCUAUCUCAUCGACGAGUCGUCGUUCAUGAAGAAUCUCCACGAGUUUUACGAAGACCCCGCCGCUAAAGCCAGUUCUUCGAGACUAUGGUACGCUCAGUACCUCCUGAUACUGGCCUUCGGCAAAGCCUUCGUGGUAUCUCACAGUAGCCCUCACACCGGGCCACCGGGCGUCCAGUAUGCUACGCGGGCCAUGGCCUUACUUCCCGAUCUUUCGGGCCUCAACCCGGACACCAUCUCUUCUAUUCAAGCUCUAGCGCUUGCCGCUGUCUACUUCCAGUGCUUGGAUAUGAGACUCGCGGCUUUCCAACACAUCGGCCAGGCACUACGCAUCAGUAUUGUUGAGGGUAUCUACAGACACAUGCCGGAAGAAGUCGUGGGCGUCGAACACUCACGGCGCUGUAAUAUCGUCUUCUGGGUGGUAUACACCCUUGAUAGAGAGUUCGCCGCCCUCAUGGGAGCGCCGAGCUCCAUCCGAGAUGAGGAUAUCACGGUCAAACUUCCUUCGCAGGUUGACGAUUCCCUGGAUGCGCUCAACAUGACUCUCCACGUCCGUCUCUCGCGUCUCAUGGCGCGAAUCUUGACGACGGUGUACGGCGUCGGCAAAUCGUUCGAUGGCUCACUCGUAUCAAACAGCAAAUCCAUUCUCAGAGACUUGGCCCGCCUUUCCCGAGACUUGACGGCUCUCCUCGAUACCCAUUUCCAGGGGUCGUGCGUCGUACUCACCACCCGGCCCCUCGUCAUGUGCGCAUUACACAUCCACAUCGAGCAUUCAGACUUGCGAAAUACGCAAACCGUCUCCUUGACACCGCCCGUAGCAUCGCUGCUGCAGUCUUGCGUCGACUCGGCUCAGACAGUCCUCAGGACUCUUCGGGUACUCGGAGAUGAGGACUUACUAGAGGCGUUCCUGCCCUUCCAGCUUGAAGACGCCUUCUCGUCCGCAUUCCUCCUCUUCCUCAUCCGCGUCAUCGACCCCUCUCUUCUUCACGACGACACGUGGUGCGAAAACAUCAAGUGCGUCCUGGACAAGAUGAUUCAAAAGGGGAGUCUGGUCGCUCCGUUGCGAAAGCUGGAGCUGAGCCAGCUCGAAAACAUCAUGACCGCCUUCACUCCCGCCCCCGAGCAGCCCCCGACUCCGUCGCCGAGCACGGCACAUCCCCAACCCCAAGACCACGGUUCGUUCCUGGAUCAGAUGGAGCACGAGGAGCCGGGGUGGGACAUAUUCGAUACGAGUGGGAUGGGCGGUCUCUCGCCCCAGGCGUUGCUGGAUCUAGCCGAAAGGUUAGACGUGGAGGAUUUGAUGCAGUCUGUAGAUGAUCAAGUAUCAUGA
Molecule: messenger RNA, 1767 nt
Organism: Colletotrichum karsti
Lineage: Eukaryota; Fungi; Ascomycota; Sordariomycetes; Glomerellales; Glomerellaceae
Exons: 7
Biological process (GO): positive regulation of transcription by RNA polymerase II; DNA-templated transcription
Cellular component (GO): nucleus
Molecular function (GO): zinc ion binding; sequence-specific DNA binding
Source: RefSeq, a predicted model, not a curated record